ACCGCCAACGCCACUGCAACCGCCGUCAGCAUUGAGAGCUGAUUUGAACCUUCUCGGUUGCCAUGGCGUCGACAGAUGAGAGUGGAGAACCAGGUGAUCAGGCGGUCCCUGAUGGAGAGGAGGAGAGGAGCGUCCAGGGGAUCCAGUCCCGUUACCUUCGCUGUGCGUCACCCAGUUUCUCGAUGACAUCAGAGUCCAGGUUCUCCAUGAUCUCCGGCUCAGACGCUGCGAGCAUCUUCAUGGAGCCCAUCCACCUCUCAUCUGCAAUCGCCGCCAAGAAGAUCAUCAAUGAGGAGCUUCCUCCUCGAGGCGUGCGAACAGAGUCCAUCCCAGAAUCCAUGCUGGAAACAGCUGAGCAGCUGAUGGUGGAAGACCUCUAUAACCGGGUCAAGGACAUGAUCGACGACCGCAGCCCCUACAACACCCCCUGUGUGCUGGACAUCCAGAGGGCCCUCAUCCAGGACCGCCUGGAGGCUCCCAUGAACCCCGUGGACGAGGUGUGGCCCAACAUUUUCAUAGCUGAGAAAUCUGUUGCGGUCAACAAAGCCCGUCUGAAGCGAAUGGGCAUCACCCACAUCCUGAACACGGCACACGGCACAGGGGUGUACACGGGCGAGUCGUUCUACGCCGGCAUGAACCUCCAGUACAUGGGCAUCGAGGUGGACGACUUCCCCGAUGUCGACGUCUCAGUGCACUUUCGUUCCACCGCUGAGUUCUUGGACGAGGCUCUGCUGACUCAUAAAGGAAAGGUUCUCGUGGUCUCCAUGAUGGGCGUCAGUCGCUCUGCUAUCCUGGUGGCAUCCUACCUGAUGAUCUUCCAGCACAUGUCCAUCAUGGAGGCCCUGACCUCCAUGAGGAAGAAACGCGCCAUCAACCCCAACGAAGGCUUCCUGAAGCAGCUGCGAGAGUUCAAUGAGAACCUGAUGGAGGAGCGUGACGACGAUGACGACACGCUGAGCCAGUGCUCUGUGAUCGACGCACGUACACGCGCUCGUAUCUUUGGUGAAGGCGGAGACGACGACGACGAUGACACUGAUAAAGAAGAGGAGCAGAGUAUGGUUGGGGUGAAGGCGCAGUCCAUCAUGAUGGAAGAGGAGGAGGAUGGAGAGAGUGUGAUGAGCAGCGUCGCCUCUUCUGCAGCCGCUGCAGCGCUGAAGAGUGGAUUGAUCAGAGCUCAGAAUGGACUGGAUAACCACGCAUCGACCCACGUUCAUGAAGAGGUCGUUUUACCUGAGCAGGAGGACGGAGAGGAGGGCGAUGAAGAAGAUGGACUCGAUAACAUGAUUCGAGACUGGCAGCGGAGGAAUGAGAAGUAUCAGAGCGAUGACUGGUGGGAGGCACAGCUGAACAGUGACGGCGAGGAUGGGGAGUCUCUGGCUGAGGGUCGACUGAAGAGGGACGGUGUUGACGGGGAUGUAGAGAGUGUGACUAGCGAGGACGUCAGAGCUGUGAAAGAGCGGUUAAAGCGGAGAAACAGACGUCCACCUUCAGAUGCAAUGUCCACCUCCAGCUGCACAACUUACUCUGACCUCUGGAAACAGCGCUUAAAGGAAAUCGAGGAACAGGCUGCCACACGCUACCGCAAGAAAGACCAAGAUCAAGACAGCGAGAGCACCACGACAGAAGGGGAAGAAAGAGGGAAGAAGAAGAUCGAUGAUGAAGUUGCAAGCGUACUCUCUGACACCAGCUCUAUGUACAACUUCUGCCAGAAGAACAAGGAGAAGAUGACACCUUUGGAGCGAUGGCGCGUCAAGAGGAUCCAGUUCGGCUGGAACAAGAAGGACCGGGAGGAUGGAGAGAAAAGCUCUGUGGGAGAUGGAGAGAAAGGUGACGGAGAAGGAGUAGCAAAGACUCCAUCCUUUGAGGACGUAAACCUGACAGCAUAUCAGUCGUGGAAACUGAGGCAGCAGAGGCGAUACGGGGAGGAGAACACCGAUGAGAUCUUGGAGUUAAGUCGGGGUGAGGACUCUGCAACAGCCAAAAGGAGGCAAAGACGAGAGGAGCUCCUGGAACGCUCAAAGAAAACUCUGGAGGAGAGUCAGUCCAUGUGUGGAUGGGAGACAGAGAGCUGCAUCAGCGGAGGAACGAUACCUCUCUCUGCCUUCUGGGCCGGAGCCGGAGUCACAGGUCCUCCAAGCGUCGCCAACGAUGACAACAUGUCCAUGCUGAGUGGAAGAUCCUCUGUCAUAUCUUCAGUUUCACAGGCUCGCAGCUCAAGAUCUGCACUAUCAGCUGGUCCAAUGAAUCCCAUGCAGACAGUUCCUCCUAUUGUCCCAGUUCCUACUGUUCAAGGCCCUGGAGGUGAGCCAAUGGUAAAUCUGUCAAGCAUUCAAAACUGGAUCGCUAAUGUGGUGUCUGAAACCAUCAAACAGAAGCAGAGUGAGAUGAGUCUCCCUCCCCCGUCACGUGCUGGAUCAGAGAUGAGCUUUGGGGGUGCAGGAAGCAUGAUUUCAGGCCGUGGCGUGGACGAUGACAAAGCGUCUCUGCUGAGUGGAGCGUCCUAUUCCAGCGCUAUGCCUCAGGGUCGUGGCAGAGCACCGUCUGUCCUCUCGGCAGGUGGGUCGAGCAACAUCUCUGGUCUCACAGGAAGAGGCUCCGUCCUGGGAUCCACACUUGGUUCCACUUUGGGCUCCAAGAAGAACAAGAUCACCACAACUAGUGUCCCUCUUUUUAGCCUUUUCCAAGACCAGGUCAACUUGGGCAAACUGGAUGCCAUGGACAAGGAGAUCAAGACUGAGAUGAGGAGCAAAAUGGCAACCUAUGAAAAGAAGAAGAUCCUGGAGGAUAACAAGCGUAGCACCCUCUACAAGAAAAAGAAACCAAAGGAGGACGAAGAUGAGGAGGAGGAGAGGAAGAAGAGAGAGGAGGAGUUUCUAGAAGAGGCAAAGAAAAAGGAGAAACCUGUGAGGAGCUAUGGACUCUCUGGGUGUCUGAAUCUCAACCCCACACUGGAGAAAGAGAAGAACACCAGCAUAGAUGACUGGCUGCAGAGUGUCAGACCUCCUCCAAGGACUCCGUCCUCUGGAUCUGGAGCCGGUCCAUCAGAAGAUCCAUACGAUGAUCUAGAUGCCUCUGCCUCAGAGUUCGACUUCUCAAGCCGCAGGGCUUCGUACGCUGUGGACGAAGAAGCCGAAGAGACUUACGGUGUCACUUCUAGAUACAGGUCAAGGUUACAUCAGGAUCUAUCCAAUGAGGACACUGAAUACUCCUGCAAUGGGUUCACACAACCCCACAGCUCCAGGCGGGCGGAGAGGGCGUACAGCGCAUACGAUGAGACUGAGGAGGUCACAGACAGCAGCAGCGACUUCUCCACAAAGAGAAAGUUUGCUCACAACUCACGAUACGAAAGCAGCGAGACAGAAGGAAGGAGAAGCAGGAGGGAGGAAGCUGACAAGGAGGAAGAGGAUGACAUUGCUACCUUCAUCGCCCAAACCAGACAGAGGGUCAGAGCUCGGGCCGCUGCUGAGGCUGAAGAUGACGAGGUGCUGGCAGCCUGGAGGGCACAGCAGGAAGCUAAAUCACAAAGCAGGAGUGAAUCAUAGUCGAGGGGGUCAAGAUGUGCCUUUACUCAGUGUGGACUUUGAAGAAUGUGUUCCCAGAAUGUUACAGAAUUCAGUCAUUUAAGGAUCCCAUCACAAAAUCAUCAAUUCACCUGGAGACGAGUGUUAGAGUGAUAGAUUCAGGACAAACAGGAAAUGCUGUCGUCCACUUUUUUAAAGUAGGUUUUACUUUUAAAGAUUGUAGCUUUCAGGAUUUGUAGAAAGAGCCAGCACUUUGACUUUCCCUUAUGCAUCAGAUUUUUACAAAGACCUUGUAUUAUUCAUAACGAGUUACAUGAAGUUAAUUCCAAAUAUUAGGGUUUGUUUGCAGCGCUGAAUGUAAAACUGAUUGUGAAACACAUGUUGUGCAUAUUUUCAUAAAAGCUGUCUCAUGG
Molecule: messenger RNA, 3934 nt
Organism: Notolabrus celidotus (New Zealand spotty)
Lineage: Eukaryota; Metazoa; Chordata; Actinopteri; Labriformes; Labridae
Gene: styxl2
Product: dual specificity phosphatase 27
Exons: 6
Coding region: 63-3542 (1159 amino acids)
Biological process (GO): protein dephosphorylation; negative regulation of MAPK cascade
Cellular component (GO): cytoplasm
Molecular function (GO): MAP kinase phosphatase activity; protein tyrosine/serine/threonine phosphatase activity
Source: RefSeq, a predicted model, not a curated record